This is a messenger RNA of Solanum tuberosum (potato), 549 nucleotides long. Its product is annotated as glycine-rich RNA-binding protein 1-like. The record is from RefSeq and is a predicted model, not a curated record. Lineage: Eukaryota; Viridiplantae; Streptophyta; Magnoliopsida; Solanales; Solanaceae. Gene Ontology annotation, molecular function: RNA binding. The annotation marks the transcript as partial. The transcript has a single exon.
UGCAUUUUUAAAAAAAUCUGUAAUUGUGGAUCCUUUUAUUUACCGAUUUGUUUUUUUUUCCAGAUUAUCAACGAUCGCGAAACAGGUAGAUCAAGAGGAUUUGGUUUUGUUACCUUUACUGAUGAGAAAUCCAUGAGGAACGCAAUUGAAGCAAUGAAUGGCCAGAACCUUGAUGGUCGUAACAUCACUGUUAAUGAAGCUCAAUCACGCGGAAGCGGCGGCGGCGGCGGUGGUUUCGGAGGUGGCCGACGGGGUGGUGGUGGUGGUGGUUUCGGAGGUGGUGGCGGAUACAAUGGCGGGGGGGGGGGGGGGGGGGGGCGGGGGGGGGGGGGGGGUUGUUGCAGUGCCAGGAGGAUAAGAGGCCUUGCAUCAUAUGAACUAAGCGUGGUGUUUAAGUGGAGAAGCGCGGAGAGGCAGGCCCAUUGUCCCCGAGUUUCGAAGGUUGCGGUUGGUCCUAAGAGUAGGACCCAGACGGAUUUGUUGGUCAUAAAGAAAAAGUGGUAUUCCACUAGUCCAACACUAAUGGUGCAUCUUUAUUUGGCAAAAUGA